UAAGAGUAAACACUCACAUGCGUGUCUAUCAACUUUCCUGCACCACCAACGAUGGGGAAAAGAAGGCAAAAUAAUGAACUCUUCAAGAGUUUGUCCAAGAAGCAUAAAAAACAUCUGAAAGAAUUUGGAGAGGAACAUCCAUUCCAUGACAUUGUCACCGAAAAACCAGAGAAAACCCAAAUAAUGGAUCUGCCAGACAGCCCAGAGCAAGCCAGCGAUCCUGAAAGUGAUGAGGAUGAUGAACCCGAGCAAAGAUCUGCCUAUCACAAAUUGCUGUCAACCCUUUGCCCUUCUGCCAACAAGGAUGAAAGUGAGGAUGAGGAGAGUGAGGAUGAUGAAGAGGAGGAUGAUGAGCAACUUAGUGAAGGAGAGAGUGAUGGAGAGAGUGAGCUAAAUGCUGAGGAUGAGGAACAUCAGGACAGAGAUGCUGAUCUGAAUGUAGCAUCAGGUGAGGCAGACAGCGAAGAAGAGGAGGGGCAGAAUGGUGAUGGUCAGGCAGCUGAAGGGGAGGGAACAACGGCAGGAGACGAGUUCACAGACAAGGCGCACGAAACCCAGUUUUGUCUGGAGACUAACUUCUCAGGGGAGGGAGAGCAAGAGAGCCCUGCUGAGCAGGAGAGCAUUACCAAGCAGCAACAUGAAGACAAUUUUAUGCAGCAUUUCUACACAGAGCUCAGUGAGGAGGAUGUGAAGAAAAUAACUUUAGGUACCAAGACCAAGAUUCAGAUUAAGUGGCCAAGAUUGGGCACCCUCUUGUGUUCUACACCACACAAUACGUUUGGCCCUAUUGGCCAAGACAGAUGUGAAAUCCCCCUGGCCCUUCACAAAGUCCUGGAGCCCAACUGGAGAUUACUAAACCAGGCAUCCAACCCCGAGGGGGCGCCAGAGGAGGUGAGCGCACUUCAACUGGAACUGCUUACCCUCAUGGAUUCCUACAGGGAUGUUUACUUUCCAGAGAGUUCUCCACUGAGCGAAGGUCGACAAGUACAGAGUGCCUACUGCCUUCAUGCCCUCAACCAUGUGCUGAAGGCAAACUCCCGCGUCCUUGCUCACAAUGCCCAGUUAAGGGAGCGCCAAACAAAGACGACACCUGGGGCAGAACCCCAGGAUGAGCCCAGGGAUCAGGGCCUGACUCGGCCCAAGGUUCUGAUCCUGGUUCCUUUCCGGGACUCAGCAUUGAGGGUGGUCCAGACUCUCAUCAGCCUCCUGGAGACCAAGGGGAAGAAGAUGGACGUCAGCAACAAGAAGAGGUUUAAGGAUGAGUUUGGAGAGGAGCCAGGGGACACCCCCCCCAACCUUGUCCGUCCGGACGAUUAUCACGCCAUCUUCUCGGGGAACGUGGACGACCACUUCAAGAUAGGCGUUUCAAUCCUUAGGAGAAGCAUACGGCUCUACGCUCCCUUCUACUCUUCCGACAUCAUCAUCGCCUCGCCACUGGGCCUACGCACCGUUCUGGGGGCAGAGGGCGAGUCCAAGCGAGACUUUGACUUCCUGUCCUCCAUUGAGCUGCUGGUGGUGGACCAGGCCGACAUCUUCCUCAUGCAGAAUUGGGAGCACCUGUUGCAUGUGUUGAAGCACCUGAACCUGCAGCCUUCAGACUCCCAUGGGGUGGACUUCUCCCGUGUGCGGAUGUCCAACCUGAACAAUUGGGCCAAGUACUACCGCCAGACACUGGUGUUCAGCACCAUCCAGGACCCACAGAUCAACAACAUUCUCACAAAGCACUGCUUCAACUACCAUGGCCAGAUUGCCAUCAAGAAUGUUCCCAGAACGGGCUCGAUAUGCCAGGUCCUGCUCCAACUCCCUCAUGUGUUCCAGGUGAUCCCUGCGGACAGCUUCAUGGAUCAGGAUGCAAGGUUUCAGUUCUUUGUGGACAAGGUCUUCCCACAGUUCAGGGAUUCGGUCAUGUCCCACACCCUGAUCUACGUCCCAUCCUACUUCGACUAUGUCCGACUGCGCAAUUACAUGAAGAAGGAGGAGGUUAACUUUUCUAGCAUCUGCGAGUACUCCACCAAGUCAGAGGUGUCCCGAGCCAGGCACUUCUUCCAGAAGGGAGAGAAGCAGUUCCUCCUCUUCACUGAACGUUUCCACUUCUACAAGAGAUACACCAUCAAGGGAAUCCAGCACCUGAUUUACUAUGGGCUGCCAACUUACCCACACUUCUACAGUGAGGUGUGUAACAUGCUGCAAGCGGGGGGGGGAGGAGAGGAGGCCAGCUGGACAUGCACAGCUCUGUACUCCCGCUACGACGCCCAGCGCCUUGCCGCCAUUACAGGGGCUCAGAGGGCCGCUCAGAUGUUGCAGUCCCAGAAGGCUGUUCACCUUUUUAUCACUGGAGAGGAGGACAAAGUCUCGUGACGUCUUUGAGAUGGGGAGGGACAUGAGGCGGUGGGACUGAGAUAAUAGUGAAAAAUACUGUUUUCAUAUUUAAUAAACUGUAAAUGGUAUUGAUCCAUAUCUGUUAGGCCCAGAUUCUGUUUUGAUAUUGGUAAUCCAUGUCCUAAAUUCACUGUUUUAAGGUUGUUUAAUGUUAUGUCUUUCUCCUGUUCGAUUUCUGCUUUGUCACAAAACCAUUGUUCAUAAAAAAUAUAAACAUG
Hypomesus transpacificus is the source of this 2597-nucleotide messenger RNA. RefSeq names its product UTP25 small subunit processor component (gene utp25). Bases 52 to 2358 code for a protein of 768 amino acids. Gene Ontology annotation, molecular function: U3 snoRNA binding; rRNA binding. The record is from RefSeq and is a predicted model, not a curated record. Gene Ontology annotation, cellular component: nucleolus; small-subunit processome. The transcript has 12 exons. NCBI's taxonomy places the organism in Eukaryota, Metazoa, Chordata, Actinopteri, Osmeriformes, Osmeridae. Gene Ontology annotation, biological process: maturation of SSU-rRNA from tricistronic rRNA transcript (SSU-rRNA, 5.8S rRNA, LSU-rRNA).